AUGUCCUCCCUCGCCCUCCCUGCCAUGCACCACACCGCCCACACCCCCUCCCCGCACCCGCCGCCCCCCCCGGCCUUCCCAAAUUCAUCCCGCGUCCGCAAGAGGAGCACACCCCCGCUCGAGGAAGACUCGGAUGACGAGGACGAGGAUGAUAAACGGCGUGGACCAGGGCCGAACAAGAAGAAGGCGAGUGGCGCUGGGGCGUGGGGGUGGGAUGAUAUGGGCGACUAUAAGUACAUGGUCGAGAUAAGGCAAAUGAUGUUUGUCUUUGGCGAAGUCCAAACUCCCCUCUCCGAAACAGUCAAACUCGUCGAAGAUAUCGUCCGCUCCCAAAUAAUUGAAAUCGUCACCCGCGCCCGUCUCCUAACCCACCUCCGCUCAUCCCGCUUUCUCUCCCCUGAAGACCUCAUCUUCUUAAUCCGAGACGACCGCGCGAAAGUGAACCGCCUGCGCACGUAUCUGUCUUGGAAAGAUGUACGUAAGAGGGCAAAGGAGGAAGCGGAGAGAGCAGGGCAAGGGGAGGAUGUUGAUUUGGAGGAAGGAGGAGGAGGGGAGGAUGAUAAGGGUCUGAAAGGGAGGAGACAGAUGGUCAAGCUGCCUUGGGAGCUGUUGACGCCGUUCACUGCCUUCUUGAGGAGUAUACCGGGCAAAGAAGAGGAUGAAGAGGAAGACGACGACGAGCUGCAGGCAUACGAGGAUUCCAUGCAGCGUCUAAAAGAAGCCGACGAAAUCACGAAGAAGAUGACAAAAGGCGAAUACGCCCAAUACUCUGAAUGCCGCCAGGCCUCCUUCACAUACCGCCGUGCCCGCCGUUUCCGCGAAUUCAUAAACUUUGGCGCCUACCUCGACGUCCGUCCAAACGACGAUAUCGUCGAUAUCCUCGGUUUCCUCGCUUUCGAGAUGGUCAGAAGUUUGUGUGUGACGGCGUUGGACUUGAGGGAGAGGUUGGAAAAGACCAAAGUGACUGGUGCUGCCGGCGCGGGAGGGGUAGCGAUGGAGAAGAAGACUUCUUCCAAUGGCGGUGAUCCCCAAUCAUCACCCACCAAACCCCCCGCGCCCCUUUCAUCUCCGAUCAAAGAACCUUCCGACCUCCCUGCAUCCGACGAACCGCCCAAACCCGCCCACCCGCCCAACCCGCCAUCCCUCUUUGCUCCUCCGCCUUCUGCGCGCCAGCCGUUGCAGCCGUGCCAUAUCCUUGAGGCGUUUGGGCAGAUACAGAGGGCGCAGGCUCUGAAGCGUGUUGGGGGGAUGGGGAAAUUUAGGGGUGGGGUGGUAGGGAGGAGGAGGAUGGCUUUGGUGUAA
Molecule: messenger RNA, 1302 nt
Organism: Cryptococcus wingfieldii CBS 7118
Lineage: Eukaryota; Fungi; Basidiomycota; Tremellomycetes; Tremellales; Cryptococcaceae
Product: transcription initiation protein SPT3
Exons: 3
Coding region: 1-1302 (433 amino acids)
Biological process (GO): transcription by RNA polymerase II
Cellular component (GO): SAGA complex
Molecular function (GO): transcription coregulator activity; protein heterodimerization activity
Source: RefSeq, a predicted model, not a curated record